Neoarthrinium moseri is the source of this 1401-nucleotide messenger RNA. RefSeq lists its product as uncharacterized. Lineage: Eukaryota; Fungi; Ascomycota; Sordariomycetes; Amphisphaeriales; Apiosporaceae. The record is from RefSeq and is a predicted model, not a curated record. The coding region runs from base 1 to 1401 and encodes 466 amino acids. The transcript has 5 exons. Gene Ontology annotation, molecular function: DNA-binding transcription factor activity; transcription cis-regulatory region binding. Gene Ontology annotation, biological process: positive regulation of transcription by RNA polymerase II. Gene Ontology annotation, cellular component: nucleus.
AUGAAUCUUGACACUAUCAAUUUCAAUGAACUAUGUUUGGAGACCACUCACAAGGUGCCAAUAAAGACAAACACCAUUGUUUGGAGUGCUUACGACGGCAGCUUGUCUGCGACGGAGUACACCCUGCUUGCAACCGGUGUGAAGGGACCAGAACGGAAUGCCCUGGGUAACCACGGAGCAACUAUCCUUCGAGCAGAAUGGCAAUCGGAUGCUGCCGACGUGGCUCAGGCCAUAUAUUUCAUGAAUGUCUAUGUUUAUCCCAAUUAUCGCGACCCGAAGUCCGUCGCGCCAAUGCUGUGGUUUCCUCCUUUGCCGCCCAACGCUUUCCACGAUGCGGACCCAGCAAUCCGGCACACCAUGACCUGCCUCGCAUUAGGAUACCGCAUAUGCGCACUCCUAGCUGCAGACAGCGUCAAUCCCUCGGGGUUAGAUGAUCUACGGCACGUGCGGACCAAGGUGUUGUACCACAGGAACCUCGCGAUUCAGGCGCUCAGCAGCUCGAUCAAGGACGAAAGAAAGAGGUCUAGAGACAGCACUCUCCAUUCGAUAUUGAUGUUUCUAGUUGUGGAGAUCCGACAAUGUGCCAGUGAUUGGAGGCAUCACUUCGACGGCAUGACCCAGUUGAUCAAUCUGAGGGGCGGGAUCCAGUCAUUCGUCACGUCACAAGCCAGCCUGAAAUCCCAACGACAUCUGGUUCACUAUUGCCUGUUCGCAGCUUUCGGGAACACCACCUGCAUUGCAAGUGACAUGGCUCGGGCAGAUUUCUCACCCGAUCAGAUUGAUGCCAUAAAAGAGAUAUACGGGAACGGCUUGCUUUCGACUUGCCCCUGUCCUCCCAAGCUGUUCCUAGCUCUGGUCAGGAUUAAUGUUCUCCGAUCUCAAGCAACACGGUCAACAGUGCCGAUGGAAGGUCUUCAGAUCCAGGCCCUUGAAAUGGUUUCUUAUAUCGAAAUGACAACAGAAGCCGAUUGGGCCGCUGAAAAUAGAGCAUCAGGCGAAGGUUUGUCAUUACUAGCGAGCAUUUAUCAGUCGGCGAUCAUGGUGUACUGCAUUGCGGCCCUGCAGAGCGUUCACGUUCUGGGGCAUUCGGCGCUUCUGCUUGCCACAAAAGAAAAACAUCACAAGCGGCUCAUGGGGUUACUCGAACAUUGCCUAAAGUCCGCGUCGCUAAGAGGAGGCAUGAUGAAGUGUACGUUGUGGCCCCUGAUCAUUGCUGGCACAGGCCUGCGGGCAGGCACUGGAGACGAUAGAUUGUUCCUGGAGAGGCAGCUCACGGAGACGUCUGCAAGCCUAGGAUCUCAGCUGCCCCUUUUAGGGAAGACUGUCCUGAGGAGUGUAUGGAGUUCACCUCAUCCACAUUGGGAUGAUUGGUUUGACAAGCCCUACCUCUUCCUUGGAUAG